GGGCGUGUUCAUUAGAGAGGGCGUAUUCUCUCUCCAAUCAAGGCUACGUAUAACAUCAUUCGAAUGCGUUUGCUUUUAUGCAUUUGUCGUGUUUAUUUUUCAUGCACUUAAAUGCAUUUGUUAACGUUCUUUUACUGCUGAAAACAACGUUCUUUUUUCUUACAAACGAGUAAAAGCACAGUAUUUAUAAUGCAUUUUUUUUGUCAGCGUUCUCUUCGUCGAAGCCACAUCACCAAAAUUUGAUGAUUUGCAUUUCAGCGGUGUGACUAUCGACAAUGUCUAUUUUCGACGACCUUCAUUUCAAUGAUCGAAGCCAUCAACGAUAUUCUGACAUCAUACCUGCAAUGUAUAUAUGAAUAUCUAUGAUAUUUAUUUAGAAAGAGUAAAAGUAAAGAACGAUCAUCGGAAUGAAACUCACGCACAUAGAUGAUCGAAAAGCAUUCGGCGAUCUUUCUUUCGGUAUUGUUUGUUUCGGCAUGACUUUCGAUGAUUUCAGUUUUCGGUAAUGAGAUGCACAACUGUUUGUUUAUCACCAUAACAAUGUUGUACUCAAAUUGCAGCCCAGCUUUAAUUUUUUCAUUGUUGACUUCUUGUAUUGGCCGCCAAGAAAGUUUAGUUGCUUUGCUCACAAUAAAAAUUCAACUAUUACUAUAGCCUAUUUAUUCAACGAAACAGACACUUUAACAUGCAUAGUUUUUCGUUCUCUCCAAACGCAAUUUAUGACUAAUACCAAUAACAACCGUCUUUUAUUUUUAUAUGUCUUAUUAUGUUCUGUUUCUUCAGCAAUGGAAUUGAUGCAUUGCAAAAAUCUUUAUCUAUUCCACUUUUCUUUUUGUUUCCUAACUGUAGCUGAUGAUCUUAUAGUGCUAUAAUGAAAUUGAAUCGAAAAAAAAUCAGACAUAUGCAGUACUUUCAUAUGAUGAGUAUCUUUACAGAAAUCAUUGCUUUUUUCUACUUGUAAAUUAAAAAGUUCAAUCGAUGUGCAUCUACCACGAUGACCAAUCGUACGCCAGAUAUAACCAAGCAACAAAAAAAAAGCAUUAAAUACUUAUCGUGAUCCACAAAAUAUCUACAUAUUUUUCCUAGUAACCGAAAGUAUAUUCAAUCAAUAACAAUUAAAACCAGAACCCACUUGACCAAGCUAAAUAUUCAAAUCCUCACACAGCAUAUGAACAUUGAAAAAUAAAAAGAUAUCACUAUACACGCAAAGUCAAACAUUCAUUUAGUCUUUAUAACGGCAGCUGCACUAAGCAGCAGCAAAAGCACUGAAUAUCUGCUACUUUCGAUGUACACACUGUUUUGUAUUUUGAGUCAAAUUUACGAAACAUUACUUUUUUUAAUAUUUCAAUCACUUUUUCAAAAUCUCAGAGGAAGAAAAUCCAUUUUUCGCUUAUCCUCUUUUUUGAUCAUUGAAAAGACACAUUCCUCCACCAAAAAAAAUCUCUGCCUUCUUUUUUUUGUUUUUUUCUUAUACUUUAUACAACUUCAUUAUCGUAUAUUUUCAUAUAAUCAGUUAACCAAAAAAGAUACUGUACAAACACACGUAAGAAGUACCAAAAUAGCGCAAAGAAAACUUCUGUUUUGGAUAUCGCUGAGAAAGACAGCAUCGAUCAUAGGUCAUGCAUAAGUGCUAGUCACUCAUAAUGGAGGUAUGUGUGUUGAUAAGUGAAAAGAUGGCACAUAUUCGAGUCAAAUGAAAGCUCUCAUCACCAAACUAACAAGGCUAAAAUAUUAGCGGCCCUUGGCUUGUCUAGAGGGAGAUAUUCGAUUUUUAUUGUAUUUAUAGUAUAUGUAGGAUGUCCAUAAUUGAAAAUUUCAGUGGGAUUUAUUUUUCUUUUUUCAUGAUGGUUGGAUAGAACUCAUCCAGUUGCAUUAGAAAAACUAUAUUUCAAAUUUUAAAAAGAGAUUUUAAAAAAUUUUUUGCAUAGAAUCGGAAUUUUGGAUCUAUUUUUCCUUAUAUCAAUAUAUUUUAUAUAGAUAACGUCAAUUUACAAGGAGGAGUCGAAACUUUUGAAACAACUUUACUUUCUAAUGAAUUCUUUAUUAUGUGAUAAUAAAAAUGUUUAUAUGAAUUAGAUAGUUGAUUCAUAAAAUAAUUGAAAGAUUAUCAAUAUCUUGUUUUUCUUUUGGUAGUUGUUUAAUAAGUUUUACUAUAUGUACAUGAAAACUUUGUUUUAACUAUAGUUAACACAUCAAACCUUUUAA
Molecule: messenger RNA, 2205 nt
Organism: Rotaria sordida
Lineage: Eukaryota; Metazoa; Rotifera; Eurotatoria; Philodinida; Philodinidae
Source: the annotation of a GenBank genome assembly